AUGUUGUUACCUAUAUAUUACGAUAUCUAGGGUUUUUCAUUCGCCUUGUGAGGUUGCAGUAGCCGCAGGGGAAGAAGAAGAAAAUGUCUCACAGGAAAUUUGAGCACCCAAGGCACGGGUCCCUUGGAUUUCUUCCAAGGAAACGAGCAGCUCGUCACCGGGGAAAAGUGAAGGCUUUUCCUAAGGAUGACGCAACCAAGCCUUGCAGGUUGACUGCCUUUUUGGGUUACAAGGCUGGAAUGACCCACAUUGUCAGGGAGGUUGAGAAGCCAGGAUCUAAACUCCACAAGAAGGAGACAUGUGAGCCUGUGACAAUCAUUGAGACCCCACCGAUGGUGAUUGUUGGUGUCGUUGGAUAUGUGAAGACCCCACGUGGCCUGCGCACUUUGGGCACUGUAUGGGCUCAGCAUUUGAGUGAGGAAGUUAGGAGGAGAUUCUAUAAGAACUGGUGCAAGUCAAAGAAGAAAGCUUUUGCUAAGUACUCUAAACAAUAUGAAACUGAUGAGGGAAAGAAGACCAUCCAGGAGAAGCUUGAGAAGCUGAAGAAAUAUGCAUCGGUGAUCCGUGUCUUGGCUCAUACUCAGAUCACAAAGAUGAAGGGAUUGAAGCAAAAGAAAGCACACCUGAUGGAGAUCCAGGUGAAUGGUGGUUCAAUUGCUCAGAAGGUGGACUAUGCCUACGGUUUCUUUGAGAAGCAAGUUCCAGUAGAAGCUGUUUUCCAGAAAGAUGAGAUGAUUGACCUUAUUGGUGUGACCAAGGGUAAAGGUUAUGAAGGUGUUGUCACUCGUUGGGGUGUUACACGUCUCCCCCGUAAGACUCACAGGGGUCUUAGGAAGGUGGCUUGUAUUGGUGCAUGGCAUCCUGCUAGGGUGUCCUUCACUGUUGCGAGAGCUGGUCAGAAUGGUUACCACCACCGAACUGAAAUGAACAAAAAGAUUUACAAAAUUGGAAAGACGGGGCAGGAAUCGCAUACUGCUAUCACUGAAUUUGACAGGACCGAGAAGGACAUUACUCCCAUGGGUGGUUUCCCUCACUACGGUAUAGUGAAGAGCGACUACUUGAUGAUUAAGGGAGGUUGUGUUGGACCCAAGAAGAGGGUCAUCACCCUUCGUCAGUCACUUCUCAAACAAACUUCUCGUGUGGCUCUUGAGGAGAUCAAACUUAAGUUCAUCGAUACAUCCUCUAAGUUUGGCCAUGGACGCUUCCAGACAACUCAGGAGAAACAGAAGUUCUUUGGUCGCCUCAAGGCCUAGGUUUAACUGCCUUCCUUUAUCCAUGGUUGUUUUGUUGGCUCCCAUCACCCCUGAAUUUUUGUUAUCUAUUUCUGUUAUUUUGAGUAUUUUGAGUAGUGGAAGUUUUUGUUAAACUUAAAUUUUGAACUUGAUAGUUUACUAUUAAUGAGACUUAAUUUCACCUUCUACAA
Cucumis melo (muskmelon) is the source of this 1423-nucleotide messenger RNA. RefSeq names its product 60S ribosomal protein L3. NCBI's taxonomy places the organism in Eukaryota, Viridiplantae, Streptophyta, Magnoliopsida, Cucurbitales, Cucurbitaceae. The transcript is spliced from 6 exons. Gene Ontology annotation, cellular component: ribosome; cytosolic large ribosomal subunit. The coding region runs from base 84 to 1253 and encodes 389 amino acids. Gene Ontology annotation, molecular function: RNA binding; structural constituent of ribosome. Gene Ontology annotation, biological process: ribosomal large subunit assembly; translation. The record is from RefSeq and is a predicted model, not a curated record.